Molecule: messenger RNA, 1719 nt
Organism: Amaranthus tricolor (Joseph's coat)
Lineage: Eukaryota; Viridiplantae; Streptophyta; Magnoliopsida; Caryophyllales; Amaranthaceae
Product: serine carboxypeptidase-like 25
Exons: 8
Coding region: 11-1510 (499 amino acids)
Biological process (GO): proteolysis
Cellular component (GO): vacuole
Molecular function (GO): serine-type carboxypeptidase activity
Source: RefSeq, a predicted model, not a curated record
UGGGACACACAUGCACGCACAAAUACAAUAUUCUGUCAUUAAAACAAAAUUACCAAACUGUUGGUUUGAUAGCAGCUCCAAUAUGGUGAAAACAGAUAGAAUUACUGUUUUAUUUAUGUUAAUUAUAAUGCUGAUUUUCAGUAAAUGCCCAAGCCAUGGACUGGGAUCAGUAGAAGAAGAAGAAGAAGAUCGCAUAAAAUCAGUACCAGGACAGCCAAAAGUAAAAUUUGAGCAAUAUUCUGGGUAUAUUAUGGUUAAUAAACAUCCUGUUAGAUCUCUCUUUUACUGGCUUACUGAAGCUGCUGUUUCUCAACCUUUUUCUAAGCCUUUGGUUCUUUGGCUUAAUGGAGGGCCAGGAUGCUCGUCGAUAGCGUAUGGUGCGUCAGAAGAGAUAGGACCAUUUAGGAUAAACAAGAAGGGAUCAGGUCUGUACUUGAAUAAGUUCUCAUGGAAUCAAGAAGCUAACCUUCUCUUCUUAGAAGCCCCUGCCGGCGUAGGCUUCUCUUUUUCCAAUAGCCAAUCCGAUCUCUACAACACUGGUGAUCAUCGUACUGCAAAAGACUCCUUACAAUUCCUAAUCCGGUGGAUGAAUCGAUUUCCACGGUACAAAAACAGAGAAAUGUACAUAACAGGAGAGAGCUACGCAGGACAUUACGUCCCUCAAUUGGCUCGAGAAAUCAUAGCGUACAAUGCAAACUCCAAGCACCCUAUUAAUCUCAAAGGAAUCAUGGUAGGAAAUGCAGUCACUGACAAUUACUACGACAACUUAGGAACCGUUACAUAUUGGUGGAGUCACGCUAUGAUCUCCGAUAAAACCUUUCAUCAACUAACUAAAACAUGUGAUUUUCACCGACAGAAGAAUUCUGAUGAGUGUGAAACGCUAUAUUCAUACGCUAUGGAUCAAGAAUUUGGCAAUAUCGAUCAAUAUAAUAUUUAUGCUCCACCUUGCAAUAACUCUGACGAUUCUGGUUCUGGUUCUGCUGUUGUUAGUUCCACCUACAGGACUAUGAAGUUGCCUCACCUUCCUCAUCCAGUUUUCAAGAAGCUAUCUGGGUAUGAUCCGUGUACUGAAAAGUAUGCUGAGAAGUACUACAACAGACCUGAUGUGCAGAAAGCUCUCCAUGCUAACAAUACCAAGAUUCCGUACAAGUGGACUGCUUGCAGUGAGGUUUUAAAUCGGAAUUGGAACGACAGUGAUGUUUCGAUUCUUCCUAUUUAUCGGCAGUUGAUGGCAACUGGUUUACGGAUCUGGGUUUUCAGUGGAGAUGUGGACUCAGUGGUGCCAGUAACAGCUACAAGGUUCUCUCUUGCACAACUCAAGUUACAAAUUAAAGUCCCAUGGUAUCCUUGGUAUGUUAACAAACAGGUUGGGGGAUGGACGGAAGUAUAUGAAGGAUUAACUUUUGCGACAGUUAGAGGAGCAGGGCAUGAAGUGCCGUUGUUCAAACCAAGAGCAGCACUGGAGCUAUUUAGAGCAUUCUUACGAGGGCAGCCUCUUCCCAAGUCAUGACUCCUGAUCCUUUAUUUCUUCUGGUAGUUUAAGUAAAUUACCAGCAUAAUUUGUGUCCAAAUUGGAUGGCUUAAGUUGGGAAACUAUCCUUUUUAGUAGUCAACAAGGAAUUCUUGUUAGGAGAGUUAGGAGUGUCUUAAAAUUAUUGUGAGGUUUGUGGAAGGGACGUUAGAAAAAGAAUUUAUGAAGUAACCAUAGAAGUUUCUUUC